This is a messenger RNA of Colletotrichum fioriniae, 1824 nucleotides long. RefSeq lists its product as uncharacterized. The record is from RefSeq and is a predicted model, not a curated record. NCBI's taxonomy places the organism in Eukaryota, Fungi, Ascomycota, Sordariomycetes, Glomerellales, Glomerellaceae.
AUGGACCAGUUCAAGACUCAUACCACGUCCAAGGGUGGCCGGGACCGUGGCCACGACAACUGGAGACAGACUAAUCUCGAGGAAAUUACCUGCGACUGUUGCAAAGAGAUGCCCACUGCCCAGACCGUUCACCAGUUGUGCAGCGAAUGCGGCAUCGUCGUCUGCCGUGACUGCGUUGCCAAGGGCGAGAUCUCGAACCUCGGCUCUCACGUUGCUCAUGAGGUUGGCGAUUUCGACUGGGUGGACCGCUACGCACUUUUGACCCAGCACGCCGGCGGAUCGCGCGCUCCUGCUCCAACAUCCGAGGCCAUCGCCGUCCCGGGCCGUCAGGCCAACACUCCUGAUGCCUCGCCCACCAAGGGCCCAUCUUCUGCUUCCAAGAGCUCUGCGAAGAAGGGCAGCAUGGUUCAGACCACCCUCACUACCAACCAGAAUUCGUCCCUGGCUCUCUCUACACCCACCAAGGCCAAGAAUUCCCCUAAUACCGCUCAGCUUCGCCCUUCCAAGAAGACCAAGCAUUCGAAGCAGAAUAAGGCGGCCAAGAAGAAGAAGGGCAAGAAGUCGUACUACAAUUCCGACUCGAACUCCGACUUCGACGACGAGAUGGAUUCGAGCGCGCCCUCCGACAAGGAGUAUGUCCCGCCCGCGGAGGCAGGCGGCAAGGGUUCCGUCCCUGCCGCCACCGCCGAUGCGGGCAGGGGCAUGGCUCCUGUCGGACUGGCGCAGUCCCGUCCCGUCCGCGCCGCUGCCAUCAACACGUACGAGAAGAUGCGCAGCGGCAGCGGCACCGGCACCGGCAGCGUCAAGAAGGAGCCCGAGGCUGAGGAGGAGGAGAUGAAGCUCUCUGAAAUUCCUGAGGCCAACGUCCCGGCCCAGGAUCACGGAUACGCCCAGCAGGGUCAAGUCCAGGGUGGAGGCGCGUACCUCCAUGCCCCUCAGUACGGCGAGGGUCCCCGUCACCUCGGCCUGCCUCAGCUUCAUCCUGGUGCCGAAAACAAGCGUGCGGCGACUGCUGCCGAGAAGCCCCCGGCCGCGAAGCGCCAGAACACGAUCAAGAUGGACUCCUUCACUGCCGGCAUGAGCUCCAUGUCCGCUGGUACCGUUGGUGUUUCCAAGAAGGCCGCGACUCCUCAGAAGGCCAAGGUUUCUCAGAAGGGCAAGGCGCCUGAAGUUGUCCAGGCUUCGCAGGCUUCCCAGCCCCAGGUUUCUGGCCAGGCUCAGUCUUCCAACCAGGCCCAGUCUUCUAACCAGGGCCAGUCCUCCAACCAGGCUCAGUCUUCCGGCCAGGCUCAGUCUUUCCAGACCGUACCGCCCCAGCAGCACGUCUUCCCGCCCCAGCCCAUCGCCCCGAACACCACCCUGGAAGAGCGCAACGCCAACCGCCGCCUCGUCACCGCCGACCUGGGCGAUCUCCUCGAUGCGAUCCAGGCCAAGCUCAAGCUCCAAAUCCGCGCCGCCGGUCUCACUAAGCGCUCGCAGUGUGACAUUGUACUUCGCGAGAUCGUCCACAGUGCCUGGGUUACCAACAUUGUCUUGACGCAGAUGAAGCGCAACAACGGAGAGCUGCCUGCGAUUGCAAUCCUGCGCGGCUAUGCCUUGGCCAUAAUCGCCAACAUGAAGCUGGGAACAUGCCCCCUGACGAGAAAUUGGAUCGACGGGACUGAUCACGCUAUCCAAGCCGUGACUGCGGUCGUUCCUGACGCAAUGCAGAUCGAUGUCGUCCAGCCUGCCGUUCAGCCUGGCCUUACCUACCCCAUCAAUGGCGAGGACGUCGCGGGUGCCAACACUCUGACGUUCAUGUCGGCUGGCGGCCACGGCAACUAA